AUGGACAGCCUCCACCCUGGACUGGCAGACGAUGCUUCAGUGAUUGGAGAUAUGGAAGACGCGAACACGAGUGCACUUGGCGGCGCUCGACGCCGACGCCAUGACGACGAAGAUGACAGUUCCGACGUGCUGGAAGAUGACGAUUUGGAGAGCACGGUCGGUGGACCGACAAACGGAGAACACGGACACGCAGAGGAAGAAAAAGAGCUUCCAGCUCAUGCAUGCGCCUACUGCGGUAUCCAUAACCCCAGCAGCGUUGUGAAAUGCCUUUCUUGCAACAAAUGGUUUUGCAGCGCUCGCGGUAGUUCCUCGUCAUCCCACAUUGUUAAUCACCUUGUUCGCGCUCGCCACAAGGAAGUUCAGCUCCACCCAGCCUCGUCUCUCGGUGACACUAUCCUCGAAUGCUACAACUGCGGAACCAAGAACGUCUUCCUCCUCGGUUUCAUUCCUGCGAAAUCGGACACCGUCGUGGUUCUUCUAUGCCGUCAGCCAUGUGCUGCACUGCCUUCCUCCAAGGACAUGAACUGGGAUACAUCUCGCUGGCAACCGCUCAUCGAGGACCGCUCUUUCUUGCAUUGGCUUGUGGGAACUCCCACUGAUCAAGAACAGCUGCGCGCGCGUCAUCUGAGCCCUCAGUUGAUUGCAAAGCUGGAGGAAAUGUGGAAAGAUAAGCCUCAGGCCACCUUGGAGGAUCUUGAGAAGGCCACCGCUGUGGAUGAUGAGCCCGCGCCAGUCCUGCUGCGCUACGACGACGCCUUUCAAUACCAGAAUAUUUUUGGGCCCCUCGUUAAAAUUGAGGCUGACUAUGACCGAAAGCUUAAGGAGUCUCAAUCACAGGACGGCUUGGUGGUUCGUUGGGACCUUGGUCUCAACAACAAGCAUCUCGCAAGUUUUGUUCUCCCUAAGCUCGAGCUUGGAGAUGUGAAGCUAGCAGUUGGCGACGAGAUGCGCCUGAAGUAUAACGGCGAACUGCGACCCAAAUGGGACGGAGUUGGAUACGUCAUCAAGAUCCCAAACAACCAGUCUGAUGAGGUUACCAUCGAAUUGAGCGCGAAGGGCGACCACCACAAGUCUGCGCCCACUGAAUGUACCCACAAUUUCACCGCUGACUAUGUCUGGAAAUCGAUCUCUUUUGACCGUAUGCAAUGCGCCAUGAAGACUUUUGCUGUGGAUGAGAUGAGCGUUUCAGGAUACAUCUUCCACCGUCUCCUCGGCCAUGAAGUUGCAGCCGCGCCGAUGAAGACACAGAUUCCGAAGAAAUUCAGUGUCCCCGGUCUGCCGGAUCUGAAUGGCAGUCAGAUCAAUGCCGUUAAGAGUGUUCUGCAGCGACCGCUGAGUCUGAUUCAGGGCCCUCCUGGAACUGGUAAGACCGUUACUUCGGCUACCAUCAUCUACCAUCUUGCCAAGCUCAAUGGAGGCCAGGUGCUCGUCUGCGCUCCCUCCAACGUGGCGGUUGAUCAGCUGUGUGAACGUAUCCACCGAACUGGCCUGAAGGUGGUUCGAGUGACUGCCAAGUCUCGCGAGGACGUUGAAUCUCCCGUUAGUUUUCUUUCCCUGCACGAGCAGGUGGCAAUGAAUGAUACCAACAUCGAAUUGGUCAAACUCAAUCAGCUCAAAGGCGAGCUGGGAGAACUAUCCAGUCAGGAUGAGAAACGCUUGAAACAACUCACUCGCAACGCGGAGCGUGAGAUCAUCAGCAACGCCGAUGUCAUCUGCUGCACCUGUGUUGGUGCGGGCGAUCCUCGUCUGUCCAAACUGAAGUUCCGAACCGUUCUCAUUGACGAGUCGACCCAGUCCGCGGAGCCUGAGUGCAUGAUUCCCUUGGUCUUGGGCUGCAAGCAAAUAGUGCUGGUCGGUGAUCACCAACAACUUGGUCCUGUUAUCAUGAACAAGAAGGCAGCCAAGGCUGGUCUUAACCAGUCUCUUUUCGAGCGUCUUGUCAUCUUGGGCUGUUCCCCCAUCCGCCUUAAUGUCCAGUACCGUAUGCACCCCUGCCUGUCUGAAUUCCCAUCGAACAUGUUCUAUGAGGGAUCCUUGCAGAACGGCAUUACUAUCGCCGAUCGUCUUCGCCGUGAUGUUGACUUCCCUUGGCCCAUGAUGGAUGACCCCAUGAUGUUCUGGUCCAACCUGGGCCAUGAAGAGAUCGCAGCUUCGGGAACUUCGUACCUCAACCGCACUGAGUCGACAAACGUCGAGAAGAUUGUCACUCGCUUCUUCAAAGCUGGUGUGCAGCCCAAAGACAUUGGUAUCAUCACUCCUUACGAGGGUCAGCGAAGCUACAUCGUCAGCUCCAUGCAGGCUAGUGGAACUUUCAAGAAAGAGCACUACAAGGAGAUUGAAGUGGCAUCCGUUGAUGCGUUCCAGGGCCGAGAGAAGGACUACAUCAUUCUAUCCUGUGUCCGUUCUAACGACCACCAGGGUAUUGGUUUCUUGAGCGACCCACGCCGUCUCAACGUUGCACUUACUCGUGCUCGAUUCGGUCUUGUCGUCCUCGGAAACCCUAAGGUACUGUCCAAGCAUCCUCUUUGGAACAACCUUCUACAGCACUUCAAGGAACGACACUGUCUCGUAGAGGGUCCCUUGUCGAACCUGCAGGAGUCGUUGAUACAGUUCAGCCGCCCCAAGCAAGCUUAUAGAGGUCCUCAGCGUUUCCAAAUGUCGUUCAAUCAGCCAUCCAAUGUCAACCCGGUCGCUAUGAACGGCCGCAAUGGCUAUCGCAACGAGUACCAUGAUUCGGGAUCUGUGGUUGGAUACAUCCCCGACGAUGUUUCAUCCGUCCAUUCAUCCACCUUGGGUGGAGUUGGUCUGCCCUCCGGAUACCCCCCAAUGUUCCAGCACUUCACUGAAUCGUGGCGUGAUCGCCGGGGCAAUGGUGGCCGAGCAAAGGGUGCUCCAAGUGUCGCUGGGGAGUCUGUUGCUGCCACCGAGUCCGAUGUUCUCAGCAGCAUCGUUGACACCCACAGUAUCGAUCAGGGUGGUGUCAGCCUUACCGGUCUUAACAUCAACAACAUGAAUAAGCAGCCCAGCUUCAAUCAGUCCGAUCGACUUAAGCGCUACGUGGAGUCUGGCGGUCGUGAGCCCUACCGUGCCGGCGUCCCUGACAACGGCAGCAUCUUCGGCGGUAGCUCCGCUAGUCUUCGUGUCACUCGUGGUGUUCCCGGCUCCAGUCAGAACCAUGAUGACGACGAUGCCCGUAGUGUUUCCACCGCAUUUGCCAGUCAGGUCGGUGGUAACUACGACUGA
Molecule: messenger RNA, 3243 nt
Organism: Penicillium taxi
Lineage: Eukaryota; Fungi; Ascomycota; Eurotiomycetes; Eurotiales; Aspergillaceae
Product: putative regulator of nonsense transcripts
Exons: 2
Coding region: 1-3243 (1080 amino acids)
Biological process (GO): nuclear-transcribed mRNA catabolic process, nonsense-mediated decay
Cellular component (GO): cytoplasm
Molecular function (GO): ATP hydrolysis activity; zinc ion binding; ATP binding
Source: RefSeq, a predicted model, not a curated record